CAAAGUUGUAUGCUCAAAAUUAAGAUUUGUGAUAAUGGAGAAAGCCAAGGACUUGGAGAAAUGUGAAGAACUCCUCAGCACACUGACAGCACUCCCAAAAAGUGUGAUGAAUUAUCUUUAUGAAGAAAAAGUUUUGAGUAAGCAAGAUAUUGACACUAUCAGUUGUCUCACAUCAUAUGAAAGUGCUAAAAAACUAAUUUUAGAGCUCUUAGAUAAAAAAGGGCCUUCAGCAUUUAGAACUUUCAUUCAUAUAAUGCAGUCAAAUUGUGAAGACUUGGAUAAAAAAAUUGAGCAGAUGACUUUAAAAGAGGAAAUGUGCUCAAGUAAUUACAUGUCAGCUAAGAAAUCCCUUGAAACAGAUUCAAGACCAUUUACAAAGACCCACUCUCCACCGUAUGGUGCAGGAAAGGAAAGUAUUGGUGAGGAAGAGUUGAAAUCAAAGCCAGAAAUACAGGAAAACAAACCUGAGCCAGCAAGAGAGUCAAAGAUAAGUGAGAGAGAGUUUCAACAAGGUAUACACAAAUCAUAUCGAGGGAGUCCAAAUAUCAUAACUAUUCAGAAUUCCCAAGGAGUUCAAAUAGGAAACAGCUAUUGUUAUAAUAUAAAACAUGCAGGGCAUCCUAUGAUGGUUGCUGGUUUGCCUUUUAAACCAAACAAUGUUUCACAUUCUGCUCGAGUCUUCCCAACAGUAGUUCCUGAAAAGGUGUUGGCAUGCAGCCAAGAGAUAGAUGUUGUUGAAAUGUACCAUGUGGCUGAAAACAUUGGAAAUGAUUGGAAAAAACUAGCAAGACACUUACCAGGUGCCAACUUCAGCAAUGGUGAAUUAGAUAUUUUGUUCUUUGACCACAAAGAUCAUGGUUUACAAGAAGUUAUUUACCGAACACUGUCCUCAUGGAAGGAAAGGUGUCCUUGUCAAGCAACUAUAGGAAACUUGGCUAAAGCAUUGAUUAAGAUUGAACGAAGUGAAGUAGCAUUACACAUCAAAAAGUGACAUGGAAAUAGAUAAACAUUGUUAACUGUGCUUAGCAUAUUGUAUUUACUGGAAUUUUAAAAGUUUAGUUUGAAACCAAGAUUACAAUAAUGUUUUCUGACUGUUUCAAUGUUAAAAUACAUAAUUUUCUAACAUUAUCAUGUUGCAUUGCAUUACAUUUUAUACAUAUUUGUAUGUCUAAAUUGUUGUUCCGAUUAUUUCUGAUUAUUAAUUAAGUAGGAUUUCUGGUAUAUAUUCAAGAUAGGGUUUAUUGUCUUGUUCUGUGGUAAGUUUCUAGUAAAGAUAAUGUCAGAAUGAUUUCAAAAGUUUGUCUGGAAGUCUAUACCAGCAUUUACACAUACAUUGCCUUAAGAAAUUGUAAGACCUUUUCUUUUUUUUUCCUGUAUGCAAUAACAGUGACAAUUUAUCCUUUUAAUGCAUUGGCCUUGGAUCGUUAGUAAGUUGCUGGGUGUUUAAGCUGAUUAAAUGUUGAUUAAUAUGAAUAUUUAAGAAGACAAAUAUGUUGUAUUAUUUAAACUAUGUGAUGUUCUUCUGAAAGUAUUUCUAUAGAGAAAAUAUAUAAAGUGAAUAUUUCAAUUAAUUGUCACAUGAUAUGGACUUAAGACUGAAACUAAAUGUUUAUAAUUUUUACCUGUCAGAAUGUUUGAGUAAAGUAUCUACUUUAUGCAUUUUUUGGUAAUAGUACCAAUUUUAAAGUAUUAUGUUUAUAAAAAGUUAUAAUUUGAUACAUUUUUCACAUAUGUAGUCUAAGUAUUUGCACAAUUUCAAAGUAUUAUGUUUAAAAAUAUCUGUAAUUGAAAAUAUUUGAACUUUCCAUUUUUUUCUUUAUAAAAUAUUAAAUAACAUUUUUGUUCAAGUUUGAUGAAAUUUGUCAAUAUACACAAUAAUUUUUAACUUUUGAAGGGAUUGUGUGAAAAAUUUUUCUGUAUAAAAAAAUCAUGAUGUAUGUAUAUAUAUAUAUAUUUUUUAUAGAUGAUUUAUGCAGAGUAUUCAUGGUGAAUAAACGUGAAAUGGGUAGCAAAUACCCAUUUCACCUCUGUUUCUUUUUAUAAUAUUAUUGUUUAGAAAUAGUACUUCCAUUGAUAUUAUUGUGAUUAAUGUCUAAAAUCCAAAAUUUAAAUUUUGUUAAUUAUUUUGAAUGUAAAGUAUUUGUAUUAUAAAUUCUGAUAAAAAAAAUUAGCUUGAUAUUUAUAGUCAAAAAUGUUACAAUUUUGUAUGACCUUUUAUGAUCUGUGUAUGCAAUUGUGCCUUGUAAUGUUAACUGAAAAAUGUGUGCAUGGCUCAUUAGUGUUGUUAGCUCUAAAAGCAAUAAGUGAAGUUUUCAAAAUAGUAUCAAGAAAAUCAAAAUCUUGAAAGACAGUAUUUUAUAUUUACAAAAAGAAAAUUGUGUAAAAAAAGUUUAACAACUGUGUUAACCCUUUUGAGACGGGUCUCAGGUGAA
Molecule: messenger RNA, 2432 nt
Organism: Limulus polyphemus (Atlantic horseshoe crab)
Lineage: Eukaryota; Metazoa; Arthropoda; Merostomata; Xiphosura; Limulidae
Exons: 7
Coding region: 35-991 (318 amino acids)
Biological process (GO): signal transduction; regulation of apoptotic process
Molecular function (GO): protein binding
Source: RefSeq, a predicted model, not a curated record